This is a messenger RNA of Hippocampus zosterae (dwarf seahorse), 2195 nucleotides long. RefSeq names its product zinc finger CCCH-type containing 14 (gene zc3h14). The transcript is spliced from 17 exons. Gene Ontology annotation, molecular function: metal ion binding; poly(A) binding. Gene Ontology annotation, biological process: regulation of mRNA stability. The coding region runs from base 132 to 2018 and encodes 628 amino acids. NCBI's taxonomy places the organism in Eukaryota, Metazoa, Chordata, Actinopteri, Syngnathiformes, Syngnathidae. The record is from RefSeq and is a predicted model, not a curated record. Gene Ontology annotation, cellular component: cytoplasm; nucleus.
CCUUCCCGGCUUCCGUCUCUGCUCACGUGACUCUUUCGCGUCUCUUUCAGGGUUGCUACGCGGUUUGCGGCUAGCUGCUUGCUACUUGGCCAAAACCUCCCCGUCGUCCGCUUUCCGCCUGCCGUCCCGCCAUGGAGAUCGGGGCAGAAAUCAGCAAGAAAAUAAGAGCCGCGAUCAAAGGCAAGCUUCAAGAGCUCGGCGCCUACAUCGACGAGGAGCUCCCGGAUUACAUCAUGGUGAUGGUGGCCAACAAGAAAACCGCCCAGCAGAUGGCUGACGAUCUCUCGCUUUUCCUGGGCAACAACACCAUCAAGUUCACCACCUGGCUGCACGGCGUCCUGGAGAAGUUACGAACUGUCGCAGUGGAGCCCGCCGCCGGGAGGCCCGAGCAGCAGUCGGCCGGCGCCGCGCCUGCCGCCGGGGCCGAGGAUCACAAGCCCAACUCCCGAUCCGAUAGGGCGGAACCGCGCGGCCCCGCCCAGGAAAGCAGGAGGGCCAGCGCGGAGAGGGGCUCCUCCCGCCUGACGUCGGCCGUCAAGCCCCUCAUGGAGCUCCUCCCGUCCGAAGCCGUCAUCGACAUCAAGCCCGAGACGGACGACGACUUCGGCGAGGACCCGGCGGAGGCGGCGGCCGCCCGCAGGGGAGCGCGCGGCCCCGCCGGCCGACCCUCCGCCGAACUCUACAGGGCCGGCCAGAGCAGGCUGAGCAACGCGGCCGAGGCGCCGGCGUACGGGAGGCAUCCGGAGAGCCGGAGCGGCAGGACCUCCAGGGGCGGCGCCGGCAAGGAGGAGUCGUCCCGCAAGCGCAAGGCGCCCGUCGUCAGCUCGGUGGUGCGAGUGAACCGCGACUCGGACGAGGAAAGCGACGACGCGGACGAGGACGAGGAAGACGCCGCUUACGCCGGCCGAGGCCCGUCCAGUCGGGUGCUGCUGCCGUCCAAACCGGAGCGCAAGCCGUCCCUCCCGCCGGCCAAGCAGGCCAACAGGAACCUGAUCCUGAAGGCCAUCUCCGAGGCGCAGGACUCGGUCAACAAGACGACGGGCUUCCCGAAACUGCCGCAGAGGCAGACGGUUCCCGUGGCGCCUCGAGCCCGCCUGGCCGGAGGCGAGGAGGUGACGGCCGCCGUCCUGCGCGACGCAGCUCUCGUUGCGGCCCGAUCCGCGGCUUCGCGGGCGCCGUCCGACAACCGCGGAGGCGCGAGCGACGGCCCGAGCGACGCCGGCAAGCGGCUCGACACGCGCUCCUUCAUCGUGAGUCGCCCGCCGCCGGACGAAAGCGCCAGUCGGCAGCGGGAUCGCAAAGAGGAGCCGGCCCGACCGCGCACCGUGCAGGCCAGCAAGGAGAAGGAAAGCUCAUCGGCCCCCAGCCCCAAGUUCAUCGUGACGCUGGAGGGCGUCCCGAGCCCGCUGGAGAAUCUGGCCGAGUCUGAAAUGGAGCUGGAAGACGUCAGGCCGCCUCCCAAGGCCGCCAAGUCCAAGGUCGGCAUCCUCCAAAGGCUGCGCGGGGGCCCCUCGCCGGCAGGUCUGGAUAUGCGUCCCAUGGACACCUCAUUAGAGCAAGCGGAGAGCUUCGACGCCGACUCGGCGCCUUCAAAGAAGCCGAAAGCGACGGAGCGCUGCAAGUUCUGGCCGGUGUGCAAGAGCGGAGACGGGUGUCCUUAUCAUCACCCCACCAGAACUUGCAAGACGUUCCCCGCGUGCAAGUUUGGCGACAAAUGCCUUUUCAUCCACCCCAACUGUAAAUACGACGCCAGAUGCAGCAAGCCCGACUGUCCUUACACCCACGUGAGCCGCAGGGGUGCCCCGGCGCCGCCCGCCAGGCCAGUGGCCCCAGCGGCGCCAACGGUGGGCAUGUGCCGCUUCUUCCCGCAGUGCAAGAAGAUGGACUGCCCUUUUUACCAUCCCAAGCCGUGUCACUUUGCCAGCCAGUGUAACCGAGAGGGCUGCACCUUCUUCCACCCGAACGCGUCUGUGCCUCCCAGACACGCCCUGAAGUGGACCAAGACGCAGAGCAGCUAAUGAAAUCUCGACUCCACUCCGAGACAACUCCAGAUGUCCAGUGGACACUUUUGAUUAAUUUGUUGUUUUUUCUUGUUGUUGUUGUUGUUAGUUGCUUUGUUAAAACGAGUGUUGUGUAAGUUGCCAGGCCUUUUUAAUUUUGCCAAAGCUUCCAGGCCAUUAAAAUACUGACUGCAA